Molecule: messenger RNA, 3420 nt
Organism: Durotheca rogersii
Lineage: Eukaryota; Fungi; Ascomycota; Sordariomycetes; Xylariales; Xylariaceae
Product: ARM repeat-containing protein
Exons: 2
Coding region: 176-3373 (1065 amino acids)
Biological process (GO): chromatin remodeling
Cellular component (GO): cytoplasm
Source: RefSeq, a predicted model, not a curated record
CAUAAGCUCGCAUAUAUGCAUUGUAUCCAUUUAUGCAUAGCUACCUCCCACCUUCUGCCUACGUCAGUGGAACAAAUGGGAUUUGCCUACUACUUUUCGUCUCCGACGGUGCUCUUCUUGCUGCCACGUUUCGUAACAUCUUCGUCUUCAUCCGAGACGGACGGAAUGCCUCGAGAUGGCGACCGGAUCCUCCACCGCGAGAAAUGGCUUUUUCCAAGAGCUGAAACCACGAUGCAUCGCUAUCAACAACUUGGCUGUUCGUUCUCCGGACAAGCGAGCUGCUGCUAAGGACCUAAUCGAUGUGGUCGGCGACCUCUCUGCGGUCUUAGACCGGCAGGUAUCUUCCAAUGCUUCGGUUCUGGACGAAAAGCUUGCCGAAUACAUAUUCUUCCCGCUUUCCAACAUCCUGAGAAACCAGCAACAUUAUCCUAUCCGACUAACCGAGCUCACCAUUAAGUGUCUACGCAUAUUGAUCGAGCACGGCUGGAAGGCCAAGAUCCAGAAUGAUCUGUCUCAGCAGCUUCUCAUUUUUCUCACCUUCGUCAUCGGCGGUGUCCCGGGCCAGGAGAGGAGAGACCUGAUUCCCGAAGAAACGGAACUGGAGACAUUCAAGGCCUUGGCGUCCUUGGUCAAAGCGGUUGGCUCUUCGCCUACCGGUGCAGUGGCGUUGGUAGACGCUAAUGCGAUCCCUACGUUGGGCCAUGCCAUCAGUCUCGUACUAGAUGGUAUCACAGAUGGUAGGACGUCCGAGAUACAGCUCGAAGCACUCACGACGUUGAACGCACUCCUGGUUGCCAUUCGGGACCAGGCGGCCUUGGCGACCUUUUUGCCUGGGAUGGUGUCGUCUCUAAGUAAACUGCUUACGCCUCCUGCGGCACUGAAAACGCAGAAAAGAGUAUUGAUUGGUGGUAUCAACACGCUUAAGAGCGUGCUCACUAAGGUCAUAGGAGACUUGAAGGUAACAGCAAUACUGAUGGCAAAAGCCGCGCAUGACGGCAACAAUGCCGCAGAGGGAAGAGUUCUUACCUCCCCGUGGCUGAGGGCGACAGUGGCUAAGACAAAACUUGCUCUUGCUGGUGUGCUAAAGCUGCGCAACAUUGAUUCUGAUGAUGUUCGGUAUGCCCUAGAGAGGCUAUGCGUCACUCUUCUAGACGAAUGUCACCAAUCCCUAGCUGAUUGUGCGCCUAUACUUGUCGAGUCUGCCAUGAUCCUGACCGACGAUAAAGCCGAGAAGUCUUUACUCGAAACGAGCUUAAUCGAUCUGGCUACGAUCUACCCAGAACUUGGGGAUACUAUUAAGACUACAGUAUACAACUGGGUCACCAGUCUCCCCCGGUUGGUACAGUCUAGCGACGAUAGGAUAAAGCAGCAGGCAAUUCGAAACCUGAUGAAGGGACAGCAAUUCAUUGCCACUCUUCAUAUUGAUUCGUCCAUCCUAAAUGAUUCGUUGGCUGCGUCUCUCAGAGAUAGUGCCGCCGUACUCAUCCUAAUGUCAAAACCAGGCGGCAUGUCGGAACUCCCUCUAAACGCGGUCGAGUUGAGGAUGGACGCGGCUAGAACUGACGGUCCUGGCGCCUUCCCACCUGUUCUGUUCGCGCAGAAAGCGGAGAGGCCGACACGGAACGCGCUUCUCAGCUUGUUGUCGAGGGCUGGCUCGGUUCCUCAACGGGUCAAAUUGGCGAACGACCUACUUGGCUACAUCCGAGAAUCGACCGGCCCCAGCCAGGUUGCGUCGUAUUGGUUGACGCUAGAGCUGGUCAAGUCGAGUUUAUCACAAUCCUCGGAAUCUGAUGACUUGCUUGACUUGAGCUCAGCAGCUGACGCAUCCGACGACAGUAACUCUACUUUUCAGGAGUUAUACAGUUUCUCAGUCGCCGUCCUAGAUUUGCAAGCCGAUGCCGAAGAAGUCGAUUGGCGCCUACAAGCUCUGGCCUUAGAAGCUGCGACUUAUGCAGCAUCGAGGAUGAAGGAAGACUUCCGCCCCGAACUCAUCGAUGUGUUAUACCCGAUCGCGACGUUCCUCAGUUCCGAAAUUCCCCAGUUACGGGACCAUGCUAUCAUAGCACUUAAUAACAUCGCCGCUUCGUGCGGUUACUCCAAUGUUACAGAGCUGAUCAUUGACAAUGUGGAUUACAUGGUCAAUUCGGUAUCCCUGCGUUUGAACACAUUUGAUAUAUCGCCGGCGUCCACCCAGGUAUUACGUAUGAUGAUUAGACUAACCGGUCCGAGAUUGAUACCAUACCUCGACGAUGUGAUCGCGUCAAUCUUCGCUGCUCUGGAUAAUUAUCACGGAUACCCCCUAUUCGUGGAGAACCUGUUCGGCGUCCUCACAGAAGUCGUACACCAAGGGUCGCAGUCUGACAGCCUACUCCUCGAAGCAGCGAAGUCGUCGGCAAAAGACCAUACGAAGAAUGGCCAAUCCGAAGUUACCGUCGAUGAAAUCCGUGACGUGCUCCUUGGCCGUGUAGAAAGGCGAGAAAGGCGACAGUUAGAAGACCUUGGCAAUGAAGAAAUUGCUCAUCCGAGACGCCCUUGGAAGGAUGUAAAGCCAGUCGAGGCUCUAGAAGAGACGAAUGGAGAGAAUGAGGAGCCUGGAACCGAAGUUGAGAAGCCGCCGCCGCCCAAGACACCAACCUUCAAGAUACUCGCUCGUAUCACUGACCUUACGCAACACUACUUGACUUCUCCAACGCCUGCGCUGCGGAAGUCGCUCCUCGACCUCUUAGCUACCGUUUGCCCAGCCCUUUCGCCUGAUGAGGACGCCUUCUUACCAUUGGUGAACUCAGUCUGGCCAGUUCUCAUCGAGAGACUAUACGACCCAGAACCGUUCGUAGUCACUUCGGCUUGCAAGGCCUUGGCAAUAUUAUGCCAGAGCGCCGGGGACUUCCUUAACACGAGGAUCAAGACCGAAUGGUGGGAUAGCCUCGGCAAGUGGUGUAGGAAAGCGAAAGCAGAGGCCACCCAGACGAGUAACAAAGCGAAAACACACGAUAGACGAACACGUGGUGAGCGGCAUAAUUACGAUAUCCUAAUACCCCGGGACGGAUUUGGGGGUCAAGAGUCGAGCAAGGCGGCGGUAGCCGUCUCGACAGCAGCAGGGCUGGGCAAGUUUGCUCAAGCGGCACAGAUUUGGGAAGCCGUGCAGGAACUCUUGGUUGCGAUAUUGUCCUUCGUCCAAGUCGAUGAUGCCAUAUUUGACCAGAUCCUCAUGCUGCUACAGGACACCCUUGCCGUGAAGCCGGCGGCCAGAACCGCACUCGAGGCGGUUGACCCCGACGCCGUGUGGUUGGCGAUGUAUGAACAAGGGAUGGUGGAGCCAAUCCCUAAGCCGGUCCUGGCCGGGACAACUUUCGUGGACGUAUGGGACGACUAAAUGGCGUGUCUACGUUCCCGAACACGCCUAGACUGGUAUAUGUGACC